AUCCCGAUGGAGAGGGAAUAAGAAAGAGCGUAAUAAUUUCCAUAGAGCCGUAACCGGCACCAAACUUUAAUUCCAACCUUACGCUGCCAAAUAUAUUAUUAUUCCACUGAAUUCCCCAUCUUUAUUACCGUAACUGCAUUUUGUAAUAACCGAUCAAACGCAGCACUACUGUAAUAAUUGCCUUUUCUUUUUGUAAUUAAUUAGAGCAGCCGACCAAUCUGUAAUAACUGAUCAAACCCCAGCAGCCGGUUAAUUUCAGGAUAUCGCCGGCCGGCCCUCUUCUCGGGAAAAAAAACUCCCGGCCAAACCUUAAUGCCCUAACGCAAGACCCCCAGAUCGUGAAAUAAACAUGCAAUAGUGCAUAAUUUCUAUGGAAUUAACGAAAGACAAAAAGAUGGCCAAUGCCAUUGCCACUCGAGGAAGUAAAAAAAAAACACCAAAAGAAUGGACUCUUUCAAUUUUCCAUUCACAAGAAAUAUGAGCACGCAUGGCUUUAAACAACAAUACCACGAAUGGAACGAACAUAGAAUCAUGCAAGGACUCAGUAUUGAAACUUGGCACAGUAGCAUGCAGGGUACUAGAUCGCAUAAAAAUUGAGCAUCAUCAGGGGACUAUACCGAAACCCCAAUAAUCUAACAAAGAUGAGUAGCUCUGAUAUCACUUGUUGGAAUUAAUCGAGAUAUGUAAUUCCCCGGAUUACAUCUUGUCAGAUUAUCAAAGGCGAAUAGAUCUAAAUACCUGGAUUCAUGAUGGUAGAUCGUCGUGAGCUUGAUGCGGAAUCUGUAGAACGAUCUUGAACCGGACGAUACCUCAGAAGCACGAUCCGGGAAGUUUAGUGGCCUUCCUCAACCAAGCCUCCUUAGUCCACUCACGGGAAACCUCACGUAUUCCUGAUGGGGAGAAUAUGUGUGUAUUUUUUGGUCUUGGUAUCUUGGGGACCACAACCUCUAGGUUCUUUAUAUACUAUGUUUAGCUAGGGUUCCCAUAAAACCCUAAUUAGGUUUAGUAUCUGGUUUCCACUCAUUGGGCCCAUAUCAGGUAUUGAGUAGUCUUGGGCUCCAUAAUUUGACCACUUAUAAUUAGCCCACUUUAACAAAUAACUAAUACAAUUAUCCAUAAACCACAGCCCACAUCACGUGGAACAUAUAUUUCCAACACCACGUCCGGCUGACAACUUGGGUGCGGUUUUGGACUGUUGGAUGAACGAGGAUUCGAUGUUGGCUCUUUUCCCGGUUUACGACGAUGGCAGUCCUCUGAGAUCGGAUAGAUUCAAAAGUGCUGUGUAUUGCGAGAUAUGGGUGCUCUUGAAGUACUGGGUUCCGGAGUCGUGGACGAGGCUGUUGGUUAUUACGAGUCCUCCCGAGAUGAAGAUUGGUCAUAGAUUUCAUAGUCAGUUAUCAAGGAAUUUGAAGUGUUUUUUCGUAGACGAAGCGAACAACACGAUUACAGUCAGAGAUGAAUGCGUUGUUGUCUAUAGUCCCGAGACGAGACAAUUUAGUGAACUUGGGAACAUGGGUGACAGGAUACUGCGUCAGAUCGUAACGAGUUAUGUACCCUCUCAGAUUGCCUUGCGGGAUUAUUAUUGCAUGUCGGAGUAGGGAGAUACAUUGUUUAUCUCUCGGAUAUCGCCACCGGCCCCGUCAUUUUGGAUGUUGUACUGUAGCAUUCGCUCUUAGCUUGGGGAUAAUGUUCCAUCACCCGAGCAUAAUUGAGAGGGUACUGUAGAAGGUCUUCAGUUGGCCUGGGACAUGGAUUAUCGUCGUGUUCGUUUGGAACUCGACUUGAGAUGCGGAGUCUUGCUUCUCUAGAGUAUUGAUAUGAUUGAUCAUCAUCACGCCACCAUAACAGACAGAGUUAAUCGUCAGAGAUUGGGAGGUGUCUAUCUCCCAUAUUUAUCGUGAAGGCAAUAAGUGUGCAGAUUUACUAGCUAGUUGGGGUCAUUCUCUUCCCUCGGGUUUACGUACGGUUUCAGUUUCUUAUCCUGCCCUUUGUUCAUUUCUCUUGUAUGACUGUCAAGGCCUUUCCGAGCCUCAUCUUAUCGUGAAUACAAGCUAAGAUUUGUU
Linum trigynum is the source of this 2063-nucleotide messenger RNA. The record is from the annotation of a GenBank genome assembly. Lineage: Eukaryota; Viridiplantae; Streptophyta; Magnoliopsida; Malpighiales; Linaceae.